Erigeron canadensis is the source of this 2724-nucleotide messenger RNA. Its product is annotated as mRNA-capping enzyme-like. The coding region runs from base 167 to 2263 and encodes 698 amino acids. Lineage: Eukaryota; Viridiplantae; Streptophyta; Magnoliopsida; Asterales; Asteraceae. Gene Ontology annotation, molecular function: ATP binding; protein tyrosine/serine/threonine phosphatase activity; mRNA 5'-triphosphate monophosphatase activity. Gene Ontology annotation, biological process: 7-methylguanosine mRNA capping; protein dephosphorylation. The record is from RefSeq and is a predicted model, not a curated record. The transcript is spliced from 18 exons.
UAUAUAGGCGGUUUAAUUUUACACAAAGUUACCUCCUGGCGGGCAAAAACCCUAAAAAAAACAACCUCCCUCCGAAUCCAAAUCCAUUUUUCCAAUUUCACGCUCUUUGUCAGUAGCUGGAUCUUUUUAUCACGAAUUUUUUCUGGUUAAUGGGAGGAAUCAACAGAUGGACUUGAAUGCAUCCCCGUCACCAGAGGAAGAUGACUCGAUACAUGUGAACACUUUGAAUUAUCAGCUUGCUGGACGAGAGAGAGUGACAGGAUUUGAGAACAUGAACCAAGAGAGAGCAAAUGGGGGAUCUAAAAGAAGAUACAUGGAAGUUGACUCAAUGCAUAUGUCCCGGCCGUCUAAGCGUAGUCAUGGAUUCCAGAGUGGAAACAAUGGAUCAUAUGACCGGAAUAGUCUUCCUCCAGGUUGGUUGGACUGCCCUCCAUAUGGGGAUGCAAUAAGCUUCAUUAUCCCUUCAAAAGUUCCUCUUGGAGAGUCUUUUAAUGACAAAAUUGUCAUUGAUAAACUAUAUUCGCCUCAACUUGCAAUUCGUGAGCAAAGGCGUUUAGGGAGAGAACUAGGGUUGGUAAUAGAUCUGACAAACACCAAUCGAUACUAUCCUGAGUCAGAUUGGACGAGAGAAUGUAUUAAAUAUGUUAAGAUCAGGUGUGCAGGAAGGGAUGCAGUACCUGAUAGCGAAUCUGUAGAAAAAUUCAUUCAGGAGGUGACCCGUUUCAGCUCCCAACAUACUCGAUCAAAUAAGUAUGUCCUUGUCCAUUGUACACAUGGCCAUAACAGGACAGGUUAUAUGAUUGUUCAUUAUCUUAUACAGUCAGAAUCACUUUCCGUCACAGAGGCGAUAAGCAGAUUUUAUGAAGCGCGUCCUCCGGGAAUUUACAAACAAGAUUAUAUUGACGAUCUAUACAAUUUUUUUGGUGAACAAAAGCCCGAGACCUUUGUUUGCCCUCCAACCCCAGAAUGGAAGAGGUCACCUGAUCAGGAUGAUGAUGCAACUGCUGGUUUGCAGGACUAUGAUGUGCAAGCAAGUGAGAUGAGAAAUGUUUUUGGAUCAGGUGAGAUGGCAAAUGUUGCGGGAGGAGGGGAGAUGUCAAAUGCUUUGGGAGGAAGCGAGAUGACACAUGCUAUGGGAUAUAGUAAGAUGACAAAUGAUGACAUAUUGGGAGGUAACGUGCCAUAUAAUCAGAUAGAGUCAAUGAGACAUUUUUGCAAUCAAGCUCUCAAGUUGAGUGUACGGGGCCGAGGAAAACCGCAAUUUCCAGGGUCACACCCUGUUUCUCUUAGCAGGGAUAAUUUACAACUCCUGAGGCAGCGGUACUACUAUGCCACAUGGAAAGCUGACGGAACACGAUAUUUGAUGUUAAUAACUUGGAAUGGAUGUUAUCUGAUUGAUAGAAAUUUCAAUUUCCGUAGUGUUGAAUUGCGGUUUCCAUGUGGAAACGUGAAUGAGGGUGCAGCUGGAAAUACUCAUAACUACACCUUACUUGAUGGAGAAAUGAUAAUUGAUACUGACCCGAGCACACACAAGCAGGAAAGAAGAUAUCUGAUUUAUGAUCUGAUAGCAAUCAACAAAACAUCACUUGUAGAUCAUCCUUUCAGUAGCAGGUGGAUGAUACUUGAGAAUGAAGUUAUCAAACCACGGAACAGGGAACGAGACCGCUUGUUCCAGAGUAGAAAUCCGUACUACAGAUAUGACUUGGAACCAUUUAGGGUGAGACGGAAAGACUUUUAUCUACUUUCUGCUGUCCCUAAGCUUUUAAAGGAGUUCAUUCCACACCUUUCGCAUGAAUCGGAUGGUCUCAUUUUUCAGGGCUGGGACGAUCCAUAUGUGCCUCGCACACAUGAAGGUCUUUUGAAGUGGAAGUAUCCAGAAUUGAACUCGGUUGAUUUUCUCUUUGAGCUAGGAAACAAUAAUCGCCAUAUGAUUUGUUUAAAUGAGCGUGGGAGAAGGAAGCCAAUGGAUGGAAGUCGGGUGGUUUUUAGAGAUCCAUCAGUAGAUGUAUUCUCAUUAUCUGGGAAGAUAAUAGAAUGUUCAUGGGAUUCUGAGGAAGAUGUUUGGGUCUUUAUGAGGAUGCGGCCCGACAAAUCGACACCAAAUGAAUUUAUAACCUUCAAAAAGGUUAUGAGGAGCAUCAAGGAUAAUAUCACUGAAGAGGUUGUAUUAAACGAGAUCCAUGAUAUCAUUCGUCUCCCAAUGUAUGCUGACAGAAUAAGAAGUGAUUGCAAAACCUUUGAGAAGAAUGGUAGACGGAAGUAGUAAAUUACUAUGCAAUAACACGAAUAAUCUACCAUAGAGACAUUCAAAGAUUGGUGUAGGAAAUUUCAACUGGAUUUUUAAAGAAAUCUUAUUGACUAAAAAAAUACAUACAAAGAAAUGGCUGGCUUUGAUGAUUGCUUGAAGAUGUUGCGUACACUAGGGUGGAGCUGUGCUGCCAAAUGACCAUCCGAUGAGCAAGGUCGGUCGUUUACUUAGCAUUUUGAUAACGAUGUUCCAAUAGUUUUAGGUUUAAAAGUUGUUAUAGCUUUAUACAUGGUUGGAAGUUUUUGCCAACUUAUAGACAUGGUAUUGAUAUUAGAUAUAGACCCUGUUGAGCAUGUGAACAUCAUGAGUAUGCUGCGUCAGUUGAUGUUUGAUGAUAGCAAUAUUAUUACAUCAAAUACGUUUAUUAGGUUUUUUGAUGGAAUCAGUAUCUGUUCAAAAAAUUUGAGUUAAGAAUA